Messenger RNA from Mobula hypostoma (lesser devil ray), 8622 nucleotides. It is a transcript of the gene arid2, whose product is annotated as AT-rich interactive domain 2. The record is from RefSeq and is a predicted model, not a curated record. Gene Ontology annotation, molecular function: DNA binding. NCBI's taxonomy places the organism in Eukaryota, Metazoa, Chordata, Chondrichthyes, Myliobatiformes, Myliobatidae. Gene Ontology annotation, biological process: regulation of DNA-templated transcription. Gene Ontology annotation, cellular component: SWI/SNF superfamily-type complex. The coding region runs from base 611 to 6025 and encodes 1804 amino acids. The transcript has 21 exons.
UGGCCGGUUUGCUUGAGACGAGGCGCUAUUGUCUCGCUUCUCGGAGGGAGGCUCGAGCCGCUGCUGUUUGGUGCCUUGGCCGCCGCUGCCAGCACCAGCGCCGCCGGGGUGGUUUUUUAUCCCUCUCGUGUGUGUCUUUCUCUCUCUCUCUUCCUCUCUUUCGUCUCUGUGUGUGUGUGCGCUUUUUUUCCCUCCACCCCCCUCUCAUUUUUUUCUCUCUCUCUGAGAGUGUUGAGUCGAGUGACUGCAUGGAGCCGCUUACACCACCGCAGCCUGUGUAACAGCGUCAAAAAGCAGCAGCAACACACACAUACACACAUAAACCACAACAGUACCACACAAUAGAGAACAAGAUGUAAGUUUUCCUUUCGUAUUUAUUUCUUAUUCUUCAUCUGGCGAUCGAAAGAGUCCUGAACCGGGUCGUUACUCCUUUUUUUCCCCUCUUUUUUCCAUUCCUUCUUAAAACUUUCGUACUCGCUCCACCAUCAAUGACUGAGCGGCAGUGGAAUGGCUCUCUCCUUUAGAUACUGAGGGAAGUUUGAGGGGGGUUAUUCUUUUCCAUUUGUUUUCACACACACACGCACCCUACACAUAACACAACACAAUAACAAUGAAAAAGAUGGCAAAUCCGACGGGGAAAUUGCAACCUUUAGAGCCGCGGAGAAAAAGACUGGCGUUCUUGGAGGAGCUGCGGCAAUUUCACCAGAACAGAGGGACGCCUUUUAAAAAGAUCCCAAUAGUAGGUGGCAAGGAGCUGGAUCUUCACGCUCUCUAUACCAGAGUCACCAGUCUAGGUGGAUUCGCCAAGGUAACCGAUAAGAACAAAUGGUCACUGAUAACAGAGGAGUUGAACUUUCCUAAAGGUUGUCCAAAUGCAGCAUUUGCCUUAAAGCAAUAUUACUUACGUUACCUUGAAGCUUAUGAAAAGGUACAUCACUUUGGAGAAGAUGAUGACGAGCUUAGUUCAGGUGGUCAACGAGGAACGGUUCCUGUUGGUGGGGUACCUUCAUCAUACAGUUACCAGCAGCAUAUAUUGUCAGAUUAUAUUCGGCAAAGCUAUGGACUUAAUACAGAGUUUGUCACAGUUAGUAUCUACAAUAAACUGGUGCUUUCCCUUAUGUCUGGACUACCUAAUGAAGUAGAUUUUGCAAUUAAUGUUUGCACUCUUCUCUCAAAUGAGAGUAAGCACAUAAUGCAAAUUGAAAAGGACCCCAGAAUCACCACCAUACUACUUGCACAUGCUGGCGUUUUUGAUGACACUUUGGGAACCUUGUCUUCUGUGUUUGGAACAGAGUGGAAAGAAAAAACAGGCAGAGAUUUUUUUCAGUUUUGGAAAGACAAUAUUGAAGAUAAUGAAAUACGAGAGCUCAUUAUUUUUAGGAACAAUGGAUCACAAGGUGCAGAUAUAGAAAUGGACGUGGGGAAGUCUUUAUUUCACCCUUCUCAUAAACUUGGCAUUAAUGAUGUUGAGGGACAACGGGUGCUUCAGAUAGCAAUAAUCCUUCGCAAUUUGUCAUUUGAAGAAAGAAAUGUGAAGUUAUUGGCAGCUCACCGUACAUGCAUCCGCUUUCUUUUGUUGUGUUCCCAUUGUCAGUAUGCUUCUCUCAAGCAACUUGGGCUAGACACAUUGGGUAACGUUGCAGCUGAGCUUCAGUUGGAUCCUGUUGAUUUUAAAAGUACACAUCUAAUUUUUCAUACAGUAACAAAGUGUCUUUUUUCCUGUGACAAGUGUUUGAAGAUAAGAGGUAUGGAAAUACUAGGAAACCUGUGUAGAGCUGAAGAUAAUGCAGACUUGAUAUGUGAAUAUGUGGAUCAGGAGUCAUACAGGGAGAUCAUAUGCCACCUAACUUUACCUGAUAUGCUGCUGGUAAUCUCUGCAUUAGAGGUGCUAUACAUGCUUACUGAACUAGGAGAAGUACCCUGUGCAAAGAUAGUUAGUGUGGAAAAAAGUGUGGAUAUGUUGGUAUGUCUUGUGUCAGUGGACAUCCAGUCAUUUGGGUCUGAUACAUCUACUACCUUCAAACUAAUAGAAUAUCAGAGUUCCAACCACCAAGUAAUUUCUGAGGUCAGACCACAAGCAAUGGAGCACUUACAACAAGCGCCAAUCCAGACUACACCAGCUUCAGCACCAAGAGUUGGCCCUGUAGCAGUAACCCCGCCAGGAAUGGAAGUUGACAGUGAAAAAUUUUGUUGCCAGUGGUUAAGCACACACCUUGAGAGCUGUUUAGAAGGCUCUGUCUCACGAACAGACCUAUACUCAGAGUACCUUUCUGUAUGCAGCAAAUUGGCUCGGGGUGGAAUUCUGACAUCAGCAGGAUUUAACAAAUGCCUCAGGUCCCUGUUUCCAACACACACAAUAAAACGAAUAGAAGAAAAUAACGGGCAAGCGCAAAUACACAUAGUGGGGGUCCAGAGAAGGGCUACACUGCUUCCCAUGCAGCCACACUACCAGCAAUCACCAGCUGUUCACCUGAUCACACCAGAGCUAACACAAAGCCCACCUCCUUCAGCAGAAACAGUGGUCAGCCACUUCCAACGGAACCCUGUAGCUAACCUUCCUACUGCGCAACCAGGAUCUCAAAUGAUCUACACAUUUCAACAAAGUGUCCCAGCUCCAAACAUUACAAACAAAAUACAAGACCAAACUGGUCUGGCACAACCGCACCAAAAUGCUACUGUGACUGUUGUCCAAAGCAGAACUCCGGUUACGAGUGAAGCAGCAAGAUGUUCAUUUGUGCAGUCUUCAACCGUCAAUACUCAAAUCCCAGCUUCUGUACCAUAUUCAUUGAUGGGAAGCAACAUUCCCCAGGGAACAUUGAUCCAAAACCAUGCCACGACAACAUUAACAACGACACAGCCUGGGACAACUUCUCAACAAUUGCUUCAGCACCCACAGCUGCUUCAGCAGCAGCUGCCUGGUCACCAGCUCUCUAUACCAAUUGUAUCUUCUAAUCAGGUGAAUACUUCUGCCACAACAACUGUUACUGUGAUACAGCAGGCUGUUUCUCACAGCCAUUCAGCAAAUUUAUCAGCCAACACAGUCCUUGUUUCACAAGGACAAUUGUUAUCGGGUACAGUAACCCACCCUGUACAGACGUCCUGUCACCAGCCAAAAACACACAACCAGCAAGACAAUGUUCUGUUGGCAUCUCAACACUAUUCAACCACCCCUAGUCCUGCUGUUGUCUCUGGUGCUGCAGUACAAAAUUUUCAAGUGUCAACAGGUCAAGUGGUUGCAAUUACUGGUGUUCAAAGCUCUCCAGUCCCUAGGAUGAGUUUCCAGACGAUAGCACCAAAGCCAACGGGAGUGGUUCCACAACACGUUCAGUCUACUCUGAUGCAACAGCAACCCCAGCAAAGUGUACAUAUGAUUGUUAGUCAGCCAGCUUCCCAGGGACAGAACUUUGCUCCUGCGAUCCAUCAGAUAUUGUUGACAAACCCAGCUUCUGUUCAAGCUGGCCAAGCUAUUCAAUUGGCUGGGAAUGCAAGUGUGACCCCUUCAUCUUCGCCAUCUCCCCUACCUGCCAACAACAAUCAGGUACAAAUGGGGUUGGUUACUCAGCCUUCAGCCCCUCAGAUGCAGGGGCCUCAAACUGUGAGCAAGAUGCUGUCUGUGAAACGGCAGCAGCAACAGCUGCAGCAGCAACAACAUCCCCAAAAGCAAUUCCAGGUGCAGCUUCAGUCUCAGCAAACAGGUACAGCUUCUAAUCAGCCACCCUCUGGCGAGUCUAGUUUAAUAAAACAGUUACUUCUUCCAAAAAGGGGUCCCCCUACUCCAGGAGGUAAACUUAUAUUACCUGCUCCUCAAAUGCCUCCCCCUUCUCCUGCUAGAGCUCCUGGACCUCAAGUAGUCUACCAAAUGACUCACGGUCAGGCAACGAAUAUUGGAGUUCAAGCCCCAGCUCAGCAAUUAGUAGUUGGACAGCAAAAUGUGCAGCUUGUUCAAAGCCCCAUCCACUCACAAGGGGCAAUGCAAACAGUGGCAAUUCCUCAUAUGCAGAUCUUACCGGGUCAGUUGAUCUCUGCUAGUAACACUGCUACUCUUCUCCAAGGGUCAACAGGCAACCAGGUGACCAUAACGGUUGUGCCAAAUACCACCUUUGCUACUCCUGCUGGAAGUCAUUGCAGUGGAACGCAGAUCAUAGCCCCUGCAGGGAUUUCCAUUGGUGGGUCGCAAGCAGGUGUUGGCCUCCAAGUGCCAACACCUCCACCUAGCGUGGCGCCAUUGAGUGGACAGGGGAAAAGUUCAGAAUCUGAAACCGUGUUUGCAGGUGAUAAAAUUAUUUGUCAAAAGGAGGAAGAAGCAAAAGAUACUACAGACUUGCAUCUGCAUGAACGUAAAAUAGAAAUCAUGGAGAACCCCUCUUGUGCAGAGGGGGCUGCUGGUACAACCAAUGGUGGCUUAAAGGAAAGUGAUAUGCAGGGGGCUAAACUUGUAAAUGGAAAAGAACAUGUUAGUUCACGUCUACCUCCAUCUAACUCAGGGAUUGCUCAGUCUCAGCCCAUGCCGUGUACGUUGGCUUCAAAUGGACCUUUGACAGGAGUAAGUCAAAAUGUAUCAAAUGGGAAGGUGAAUAUAGAUUGUGCAGAGGUGCAGGAAAUUAAAAAAGAUCCUUUGAAGCUCCCCAUGGUAAAUGGGAUCUGUGACUUUGAAAAAGGGGAUGGUUCGCACUUAAGCAAAAACAUUCCAAAUCAUAGAGCUUCCAAACACAUGGAAAAUGGUGAUAUUAUUGCACAGGAGCAAUUGGACAGUAAUCAGCAAAAUUCUGCCAAAAGUGUUCAACCAACCAAAAUGCAUAAUGGACCUGUUUCUGUAGGAAAUUCUAGUGCUAGCUGUGCAGUGAUUUCAAACUCUGUCGACCAGCGGAUCAGUGGUACAAACUCAGGAUUAUCCAAUGGACCUAUGACAGCUGCCAUGAAUUCAGUGGUGCCUCAGCUUCCGCAAUGUCCAAGUUCAGCGGUGUCUUCAGUGUCUAACUCGCCAGCUUCACUCCAAACUGGGCCUGUAGCUAUACAUUCAGUACAACUUUAUCAGACUCCAACAACUAAUGGUUCACCUGAAUGUCACCCUUUAAAAAGGCCAGCUGAAUGCAAAGAUAAUUUAUCAGGAAUUCCAAAUAAAGUAGGAGUAAGGAUUGUUACCAUCAGUGACCCGAACAAUGCUGGCUGUAGUUCAACCAUGGUGGCUGUACCAGUAGGAGCUGAUUCUAAUAGUAUAGCAAAAGUAGCAAUGGACAGUGUAACACAACAAAAUCAGCAUCCACCUAUUCUUGCACCGGGGAUAGUUAAUCAGUCUUCUCCUUCAGCAGUAACAUCAUCAACACCACCAGCAACAGUCCAGCAAAACAGUUCCCAGUGCCUCCAGACUCAAAUACCAUCGCUGCAGAAAAAUGGAGAGCUAACACGAAAGCCAGGACAGAAUUUCAUGUGCUUGUGGCAAGCAUGCAGGAGAUGGUUUGAUUCUCCAUCCCAGGUAUACUACCAUGCAGCAACUGAGCAUGGAGGCAAAGAUGUGUAUCCUGGGGCAUGUAUGUGGGAAGCCUGUGAACAAUUCCCACGGCAAAGAUUUUCCUUCAUUACUCACUUGCAGGAUAAACAUUGCACAAAAGAAGCACUCCUCACAGGACUGAAGAAGCUUGAAGAGCAAUCACACAAUGGAAGCAAUCAGUCUUCUAACAAGCAGACACCUGCUGGGGCUGCUUCCACUCCUAAAGCACAGAAGACUAUUGUGAAUCAUCCCAGUGCUGCCUUAGUGGCAUUGAGAAGAGGAUCAAGGAACCUUGCAUUUAGGGACUAUAUGGAUGAAAAAGAAAGCCCACUUACAAAACACAUACGGCUAACAGCUGCCUUAAUCUUAAAGAAUGUUGCUAAGUAUUCAGAAUAUGGUCGCAGACUACUAAAAAGGCAUGAGAACCAAUUGUCUGUACUGGCACUUAGUAACAUGGAAGCUUCCAGCACUCUUGCCAAAUGCCUUUUUGAACUUGUCCAUCUAGAACAAUUACAACAAUCAGAAAAUAAAGUCUGAAAGGGUGAAUUGAAUUCUGAAGUAUCGUUUACAGGGUUUUGAAGUAAGCAAGAAGUCUUAAUGAGAAAUGACCAUUGUGGACAGUUUUUAAAAGAAAAACUUUUAUCCGUAAUGCACAGAAGCUUAAUAUUUUGAUCACAAGUGGAGUCAAGUGUUGACAAGCUUUUAAAAGGAGUACCAACUGUGUGAUCAGAAUCCAGUAGCAUUUUUAAAGUUGGAUACAAUAAAUUCUGAGGAUCAACACAGAAUAAUAGCAUUAAAUAUUUUUACCCUGCACCCCAUGAGCACAUUUUUAUAUUUCAGAAUUAGUGACUAAGCUGGGUUUAAUAGAACAGAAAUUGACACACUGGAUGUAAUCCCUGCCAUCUGAGAGGUUGCAGUUAUUUCUAGUGAUGUGCUUUCUUGUUUAGAAAUCGGUAGCUUGUUUUUUCAUACUUGAGCCAAUAUAUUUUCACUUAUUUAUUAUCAUAUGAUCAAUUGUAAAUAUUUGUGAAUAAAAUUAACCAACUUUCAUGCCACUGCAAUCACUGGAAACACAACGUGGUGUCAUAAUAGCAUUAUUGUUAGGAUAUAGGACUUUGUGUUUCCUGCCAUUUGUAAGUAAUUGUGAUAUAUUGUCUGCAGUGGAUGAAUGUUCUUUAAUUCUUUGUAAAUAAUUCUGUAAUGGUACCAAUGCUGUAAAGUCAAGAGCAGUUUUGUGGAACUGAUUUUUUUGUAUUAUACACCUUGUAGAACUCAUUUGCUGGUUGAAAGAGUAUGGAAUAAUAUAUCUCAUGUCAUUUUGUAGAAAAAAAACUAUUGAAGGUAUUUUUGGUUUACCCUAACUUGGACCCACUGAAGAUAUCACUUUGUACAAGCUCGGUGCUUGUACAGGAUUUUUUCUAUUUGUAAAUUGGUUUAAAUACGAGGAAUUUUAUACACUUUUUUCUCCAUGUAUUAUAUUUACCUUGGGUGCUGGGAUGUUAUUUUUUCCACUAUUCAAUGAUUUCCCCCUCCCCCCCAUUCCAAUUAUAGUGCAGUAUUUUAGUGCUUGUUCUCCCAUCUUCAAUAUUGUACCACAUCACAUUCCUCUUCAGAACCUGCUCAUGGUUAUGUCCUGAAUGGUGUGUUAUGUGAUUUUCAUAACUGCCUCUUUGCCUGGUGUAUUAGCAUCCAGAGGAGGGAACACUCUCCCAUUUCCUUCUGUGUCUGUAGAAUGUGCAGUAAAGACAUACAACAGUUUUACAUUAGAUAACUUUAAUUACUUUGACUGUUUAUAGUUUUAAAUAAAAGACUGGACACUUUCAUUUGUUUUCACUUAUUUAUUUCAAGUAAUCUAUAGGAAGUGUGACACCAUUAAUGACUGAUAAUAUAGUGACUGUUUAUUUUAAUUAGCACUGGAAGCUGUGUAAAGUUAACUAUUGAAACAGAUAAGAAAACAAUAUUAAUUGAAGGAAAAUAUGUGACAGACUGUCUUAAAGUUUUAACUGCUGGAAAAAGUGGAAUAAUGGUUCCGAUGAAAGAUGAUCCUUUGCUCUUGUUAAUUCUAUUUUAGGAUAUUUUAUUGACAAGUAGCAUAUAACUUGGUAUCAGCCCUACCUGGCACCUAAUUAAAAUCACUAAAAAUCUGUUAUCAACUAAUACAUAGACCAAGUGUUCAGUCUAGAAGUCAGGACCUCCACAUAUCCACUCUUCUUACCAAAGGGAAAACUGCUGCCUUUGAUUAGGCAGGUACUAUCUAUAGUUCUGGUGAUUUGAAAUAAGCACUGAAAUGGGUAAGGAGUUAGUUCACAGGAUAAUACUAAAAAUGCAAGGGAAGGCACCAACAAAGUACAUUCUUUCUGUUGACAACACAUUCUUGGCAAUCUCUUUAACUAAAUAAGUUGCUUCUGCGUACUUUACUAGAUGUAUUAAUGAUCUUCCUGCAGUUUUGAAUUUCUCAUAGUUUGUCCUUGGUGCAGGUUUGAGCUUUAUUUUGGCACAAAGUUCUAAGACAAUGUCACACCUACCUCAGUGUGGGUCUGCAACUUGUUGCAUUCUAGUUUGGAGCUCGGGAAUCUAAAUUUAAUAGUUAAAUAAAGCAGGAUUCAGUUAUUCCUAAUUAGUAAUAAGUGAGAUAUGCCAAUAUAUGGCAUCCAUAUUUUACAUGUGUAUUUGCUUCACUCACCAAGAUGGUACGUUUUUUUUUCUCAUUCUCUCCUUGGUGACCAUCAUCUUGAUGGCUUUUUACUACACAUUCAAUCAAAAUUUCAUAUGUAGAUUUCAAUUAGAUCACCUUGAGCUUUAGUCAACAGAAUGAAUAUACAUUGUCUUUUCUCAAUGUAAACCCUUGCAUUUUUAGUAUCAUCCUUUUGAACCAAGUCCUUACCCAGUCCACUGCUUGUUCCAAAUGAGCAGAUCUAGACAUACAAGUUACCUAAUCAGCUUUGUUGUAAGUUUAGCAAAACUUUUACUACUAUUCAAUUCUAUAAUCUUGAAAUUUUAAGAAAAAGCAAACAAGCACGAGAGUUUAAAGCCUUGUUAAUCUGGAUCAACUUUUAUCAUUUGUAUUCUGAAAUAAUUUUGUUACCAUUUUAGACUUGUUCCUUUUUUUAAGUAUUCUUCCUAAAUAUUUUACC